This is a messenger RNA of Phalaenopsis equestris, 1944 nucleotides long. Its product is annotated as rho guanine nucleotide exchange factor 8-like. Bases 30 to 1691 code for a protein of 553 amino acids. The record is from RefSeq and is a predicted model, not a curated record. Gene Ontology annotation, molecular function: guanyl-nucleotide exchange factor activity. NCBI's taxonomy places the organism in Eukaryota, Viridiplantae, Streptophyta, Magnoliopsida, Asparagales, Orchidaceae. The transcript has 7 exons.
GAGCCAGAUUCUUCGAUCUGGGACGUGUGAUGGUUCGAUUUCUGAAGCGAGGGAGGAACUUGGAGAAAUCUUCGGAGGAGAAGGAGAUGUUCGACGUUCCGGGAAGGCAAGCUCGAAGCAUGAUCCUUGAGAAUGGAGGAGAUCACGGGGAUGAUAGGUGGAUGUUUAGGAGCCAGGGAACGAGAACGGGGCAGCCAAUUGAAGUUCAAAAGAUUGGUUCGUUGUUCGAUCGAUUGGAGAUCAAAGCUCCCAAGUCUAGGCUCGGGAAGGAGGGUUCCUGUCCUCGGUGCGGAUCCGGCCACUGUGGGCAGCACUCAGAUAUUGAGCAGAUGAAGGAGAAGUUCGCCAAGCUGCUUCUUGGUGAAGACAUGUCAGGAGGUGGAAAAGGGGUUUCAUCAGCUCAGGCUUUAUCUAAUGCCAUCACCAAUCUCGCUGCUUCAAUAUUUGGCGAACAACACAAGUUAGAACCUAUGGCGCCUGAGACAAAGAUUAUGUGGAGAAAAGAAAUUGAAUGGCUUCUGUCUGUCACUGAUUACAUUGUAGAAUUUGUUCCUUCUCAGCAAGUAGGGAAGGAUGGCUGCAACAUGGAGAUCAUGACAACUCAGCAGCGCAGAGAUCUUCUGAUGAACAUUCCUGCAUUGCGAAAGCUCGAUGCUAUGCUUAUUGGUUAUCUUGAUAAUUUUAAAGACUACAAUGAAUUCUGGUAUGUUGAAGGAGAUGCUGAUGGCUCAGAAAAAAAUAAAGUGCAGAGAAAAGAUGGCAAGUGGUGGCUCCCAGCCGUGCAGGUCCCUCCAAAUGGACUAUCCGAGGUCUCUAGAAAAUGGCUGCAAUUCCAGAAAGAAUCUGUGAAUCAAGUUCUCAAGGCAGCCAUGGCAAUCAAUGCUCAGGUUCUUAUGGAAAUGGAGAUUCCUGAAACUUACAUUGAUUCCCUUCCAAAGAAUGGAAGGGCCUGCCUCGGAGAUUCGAUAUACCGCAGCAUUACGGUCGACCACUUUGACGCGGAGGUUUUCCUCUCGUCGCUUGAUUUGUCAAAUGAACACAACGUCCUCGACCUCAAGAACCGAAUUGAGUCCUCUGUAGUGAUUUGGAAGCGAAAGAUGCAUAAUAAGGACCUCAAAUCAUGGGGCUCAGCGAUUAGCUUGGAGAAGAGGGAACAAUUUGAAGAAAGAGCUGAGACCAUCCUUCAACUUCUCAAAAACAGGUUCCCUGGUACCCCUCAGUCAGGCCUAGACGUUAGCAAGAUUCAAUACAACAAGGAUGUGGGACAAUCUGUUCUUGAGAGUUACUCAAGGAUCCUUGAGAGUUUGGCCUAUACUGUAUUGUCAAGAAUUGAGGAUGUUCUCUAUGCCGACCAACUUGCACAGGAUCCCAGCAAGAAGAACUCAAGAAGGAAGCUUUCUCAGUCAGAUUCAGAGCAAUUGUCACAGAAAAAUUUUGAUCCAACGCUAGAGACAGAGAGGCUGAGCUGCAUGGAGCCACAGACCUCCUUCACUCUGUCAGACUACAUGGGUUGGGCUUUAGACCAGGACUCAGAGAGUGAGAAGACAGAACAAGUUAGUCCCAAGGAAAUCUCAGCCUCUGAAGAAUCAAAUUUGAAGAAGUCUCCUAUGACUGCCACUCAUAAGAAAUUUUCUUAUAUAGAGAAGCUUGAGCAUUUGGGAGGCUUGAGAAGUCCAAGAUCCCGCCAUUGAAGGCAUCCACAAAGUAAAAAAAGAAGGAAAUAGUUAUUGAGACAAGAUAGGAUUGACGGAAAUCAUGGGUGAAAUGCUUCUCUUAUCUAUCUUUUUCUCUUAUAGUAGAUAGAGAAGUACUAUUUCUGGUUUUGUUGCGUCUUGGGUGCUUCUUUUUUCAUGAAUAACUGUUUAUAUUCCUGAUGUAGCUUCUGAUAAUCUUAUUCUAUCCACAUUUCUAGCUCUGCAAUUAUUUCAUUGCUGAGCUUCAAAA